GCUCCUUAUCUGUCUUCCGCCAUCCCUCUUCCAGGACAGUCAUCCCAUCCCUUCCUACUUGGUUGCCACUCUGCUCUUCCUAGAGGGAACUCGCAUAACCUCUGUGCUGGGAGCAUCCUUGCCAGAGGAGCAUCCUUGUUCCUACAGUCCUCUCACUGUUCCUCAGCAGCUGGCUCUCCAGCAAAGAGACAUCAUCUGAUUAAAUAAUCUGCAGCAGCAGAGGAGUCCUUUGUAGAAUAUUGGUGACUGGAAGGCUGAAUUUGUUGUGUCAUGAUAGUGACAGCAGGUUGUUGCAGUAUGACCUUCCACUAACCCUUUUGGAAGAAGCAAGUUUUCACCAGCUGUUACCCAUGUGCAUACUUUUCUUCAAGUUUGAUCCUCGUCCAGUUUCAAAAAAUGCAUACAGACUUAUCCUAGCAGCUAAUAGAGAUGAAUUUUACAACAGACCAUCAAAAUCAGCAGACUUUUGGGAUAGCAGCAAUGAGAUCCUUAGUGGUUUGGAUAUGGAGGAAGGAAAAGAAGGCGGGACAUGGCUUGGAAUCAGUAAGAAAGGCAAGAUGGCUGCCUUGACAAACUACUUGCAGCCAAAGAUUGAUACAAAUGCAAAGGGAAGAGGUGCCCUUGUAAGAAACUUCUUGACUACAGAUCUGGACAGCUUCUCUUACUUGAAGAAAGUUUCAUCAGAAGGACACCUUUACAAUGGAUUUAAUUUAAUAACAGCCGACUUGAGCACCGCCAAGGGAGAUGUAAUUUGCUACUAUGGAAAUAAAGGAGAACCAGAACCUAUCUUCCUAAAUGCUGGAAUCUAUGGAUUGAGUAAUUCUCUGUUGGAUACUCCAUGGAAGAAACUUCAGUAUGGAAAGCAGCUUUUCACAGAGGUGAUCAAGCAAAGUCAGGACCUUGCCAAAGAAGACCUGGUGCAGGAGCUCAUUAAAGUGCUGAAUAAUCAAGACCCUCAGCUACCGGAUCCUGCAUUGGAGGAUCAAGGAAAGGAGCAUGUGCAACAUGUACUGAACGAAUAUGCCGCUUUGUGUGUUCGUUGCCCUGGAUAUGGAACAAGAACUAACACAGUCAUUCUCAUUGAUGCAGAAGGACAUGUAACUUUCACAGAGCGCACCAUGCUCAAUGCAGAUAUCAGCCAAUGGAAAACAAGCACCUAUCAAUUCAAACUGGAAACUUAACAACUUUCCAUUUGAAUGGAUCAUGAUAAAAGAAACGAGAACAAGCCAUUGAACUCCACUGAAGGCUUUGUACCAGUCUCCAGCACCCAGAGAUGGAAAGGAAAAGCUUAUUAAAUCCAUAGCAUACCCUAGAAACUACCAAAAUCUUUUGCACAAAACCAAGGAAAGAGAGGUUUUUACAGUAAAAUUUUGGCUGGAUUAAAAAUGUGUUGCUUCUUGUGCAAGUCUUUGUUUUAAGUUUAAAGGGACACAGUUUAUUUUCUAGGCAUGAUUUUUAAACUAUAUUGUUAAUAUCUAGGGGAUUGGUCCUACAAGCUGUUGAGUGUUUCUUACGAGGUGCUAAGUGUCCUUAGCUCCUUUUGAUUUCAAUCAGAGCUGAAGGUAUGCAGCACUUGGGAAGAUCAGGUCCUAUGUUAAAGUUCAAAGAUUUUCAGAAUCUAACUUAAACCUUCAGAGUCAAUUGUGAUAACUUUUCGCACUUCACUCCACUUGGACAAGGACAAACUAGUCAGAUGCACAUUUAUUUAUGGUUGAUUUCUAGUCACUUUGUGAACUGGCACAACUAUGUAAUGUGACUUCUGGAAGUGAUCCCUAGGAAUGGUAGUUAUGUGAAUUAUAAAAAAAAAAAUUCCAUUGGAAUUUUACAAAAAAACAUUUCUAUUGAUCUUAGAACAUAAAGUUUUUAGAAAAUCUGUGUCUGCCUUUUCAACAUAUGUUUGUAGGGCAGAGGUGGGCAAACUUUUUGGCCCAAGGGCCACAUCGGGAUUGCACAACUACAUGGAGGGCCGGGUAGGUAAGGCUGUGCCUCCCCAAACAGCCUGGCCUCUGCCCCCCCCCACUUCCUGCCCCUGACUGCCCCCCAUAGAACCCCCAACCCAUCCAACCCCCCACUUCUCCUUGUCCCCUAACUGCCCGCUAUCCAACCUCCCUGACUGCCCCAACCCUUAUCCACACCCCACCCCUGACAGCCCCCCAUGGGUCUCCUGCCCCCUAUCCAACUGCCCUCUGCUCUUUGUCCUCUGACCACCCCCUCCUGGGACCCUCCCAUCCCCUUAUCCAAACCCCCCUGCUCCCUGUCCCCUGACUGCCCUCCUGACCCCUAUCCACAUCCAGGCCCCCUGGGACUCACUCCCAACCGUCCCUGUUCCCCAUCGCCUGACCGCUCCCUCAGAACCUCUGCCCCCUCUUCCCUGCUUGUCUCCCAGGACCCCCUGCUCCUGUCCCCUUACCAGCAGCAUGAGCUCGCAGCCACAACACCCGGCCAGAGCCAGCUGUGCUCCCCAUGCUGCCCAGCGGGAGCGGCAGGUCAGAGCGUAGCCUGCGUGGCUGCGGGGGAGGCGGAACCACAGGGGAGGGCCCAAGGACUAGGCUCCCCAGCCAGGAGCUCAGGGGUCGGGCAGGAUGGUCCUGCCCAUGGGCUGGAAUUUGCCCACAUCUGUUGUAGGUUUUUUGAUCAUGGAUGUGGGCAUCAGUGAAUGUAUGUUAUGUUUGCAGAAUUGGUUGUUUUUAGUGUAAUAUAACCAUUUUUCAGACACAUACAAUAGUGUUUGGCAUAGGGAAAAGGGUUGUUGUUCUUCACAAGUCUGUUUUCCGUUAAAUAGCACAGGGUUGAGUAAAGUGAUUUAUGUUGUACUGUCUUUCUCAGUUUUAUCCCAUACUUGUUUCUGAUGAGGGAAUGAAACUGAAGUUUGGGUCUGUGCUCUUUAAUCUCUUGCUGAGAAGAGAUUAAAGCAUCCUGGAGUGUGAUGGACUUAUCUCUGAAGUGAAGGGAUCAGCUGCUCUGUAUUAUGGCACCUUGUUGCCUUCAGUCUAACCAGCAAUGUAGGCCUCUUUUUUUUUUUUUUUUCUUCUAGACUGAUAACUAGUAGGAUAUGUUUGCAAACCAAAAGUGAACUAUAUGAAGUAUAUACUUAUGCUUUUUUGUAAGCUUUGGUUUUAGCUUUAUUUCUGUACUGGUGUAAUUAAAAGCUGGGAGUGAUUGCUGAUAUUUUAUGAUAGAAGAGAAUAUGUGUUACAUGGUGACAUGAUUACAAUAUUAGCGUGCUGGAAAAAAUCAGGUGUUAAAUACACUUCCCGUGUUCCUGUAAGCUGUAGAUUAUAAAGCUGGUUAUUUAAAUGUAUGUUUUCUUUCCAUUAGUCGGUGCCAAUGGUGGGUGAUGGAGAGAAUCUCUUGCUAAUGUCAAAAUAUUUUAAAAUCCUAGAUUAUUUUGCUGCCAUUAUGGUUGUACUUUAUUCCAAAUGCCAAACCUUAAAUACUGAUUUGACUCAUUGACGCUCCCUUCCCCCCGCCUUUUCAUUGAGUGUGUUCUUUACUGUGAUGUUCAGAGAGUUGUAGAAAGGAUUGCAAUAUAGCAGUAUUUCCUCUAUUGCUCACACAGAGGUUCAGUUGUUUUCUCUACUCAGGGCCUAUAUUUUGUAUUGAAAUGCUUAGAGGAAACUGAGGCCUCUUAAGGUGUUGUCUGUGGUGUGAGUGGAAACCAGAUUUCUCACUGGGGAUAUAUUAGGGUUGCAAAAGGCCAUUUCCAAGGUAAUGACUGUCUGGAGAUUCCAAAGCAAUAGUCUUAUUAGUUAUUUCCUUCCCCUGAUCAUUUUAGAUAAGAGUUUUGCCUGUUUAAAUAUUUCUAGCGGUACCAGGCUACACUUGCAUGCUUACCUGAGCAUGUGCUUAAGUGCUUUGCUGGAUCAGGGCCACACUGUGUAACAAAUGUACAAGUGCACCUUCUGACAAAUUUUAAGUACCAGACUUUUACCGCAGCUCUCACAAUCACAGUUGCACCUGUUUGUGACUCAUGCACCUGGCUGGUUGGCAUUGAACUUCGUUUCAUUGGGGGGGGACUCCCAGAUUUCCUUCUCCUGAGCUGUGAGAGGAGUUUACUGUUUCUUUAUGUGGCUGGUUAUUCUAUCAAAUAAAUUCAUGGGUGUGUGUGUGUGUGUGUGUGUGUGUGUGUGUGUAUAUGUGUGUGUGUGUGUGUAUAUACAUAGUAGUCUGCUGUACUUGCAAACAUGAUGAAUCUAAACACAGAAGGCCAAAAAUAGUCCAUAAUCAGGAAUAUAAUGGAAUUACUUUACAAUUAAUGGUAAAAAAUAUCUCAUUCAAACAGAUUCUAUAACCCAGCCAGUUGGUAUUCCGUAGUGGUGAAGGAUUCUGAUUUAGUCCUGUCAGUGUUUGGUUGAGCCUUGAACCUCUAAGCUUUUGUCAAUGUAGUACUAAAAAGCUGCUUUUAAAUUUGAGAUUGACAACUGGCAAGUGUGUAUUUAACUUUUGUUAUUACUAAAAGUAUUUUAACUAAUCAUUCACAAUCUAUUUCUAUAUGUCAGAAACACUGCCAAAGUAUGAAUGGCUAAAAUUUGACCUACAUCUAAACUUGUUACCUACAUGGAAAGUAGAAAUACUUGCAAUUGCUUUUCAUCCUCAAAAUGUUUUACAAACAUCAGUCUUCAGAACAGCCCUUUGAAUUAAGUAAGUAUUAAAGUGAAGUAUUAACCGAUUUUACAGAUGAGGAAAUUGAGACAGAGGCUUGUCACUUUAUCCAGAGGCAAAUUGUCAGUGUCGGAGCUUGGGUUCGACCAUAGGUAAUCUUAACUUCCUUUCCUGCAAUUUAAAUCAGUCUCUUGAUGGCUGGGUUUUAUUUUCAUUCAAUAUAUCCAACUUCUAAUUGCUGAGAGUUAAAAUGAAGACGACCAUUGUUUCUGGGGGACUCUACAAAAUAUGUUAAGUUCCUCUGCUGGCUUUAUCAUAGCAGUUAAUACAGUGACCCCAGCUUUUACUCUUGUUGAAGUUUAUGGGAGUUUUGCCCUUGACUUCAGUGGAAACAGGAUCAGGCCCUCUGUUCCCAGAGCUGCACUGAUAUCAGGAAUGGUACCAGAGCAUGGAAGUGUUCUGGUAUAAUUAAUUGUAUAAGCUGAUGUUCAUUGCAAAGUGCUAAUUUUAGUUGCAUUCAAUCACUGGAAAAAGUCAACUGCAAGCAAGUGACAAGACAAAAUUGACAGAGGAGGCAUUUUAUUUUUAUAAGGUAUUUUAAAAAGAGGGAAUAUCAAAUGUAAAACUACAAAUUGCAUUAUUGGGUGACAUGUUUUUAGGUUUCUUGCUGUGAAAUUAAAUUGUGUGGGGUAUCUUUUUCAAGUCAAGGUUACAGCAGCUUUUUCUCCUACCAAACAGUUUUUUCCACUUUGAUAAUAAUGAGAAGGAUUUUUAAAUACAAUUUAUAAUUCUUGAUUCUAUUUUUUGCCUUUUUAAGCUAUUUUAAAUUUUGUCAUUUGUAUAUCUGUAUUCAAAGCCAGAGUCAGAAUAAAUUGUUUGGUGACCAAA
Messenger RNA from Gopherus flavomarginatus (Mexican gopher tortoise), 5490 nucleotides. RefSeq names its product transport and golgi organization 2 homolog (gene TANGO2). Lineage: Eukaryota; Metazoa; Chordata; Testudines; Testudinidae. Bases 351 to 1181 code for a protein of 276 amino acids. Gene Ontology annotation, cellular component: Golgi apparatus. The record is from RefSeq and is a predicted model, not a curated record. Gene Ontology annotation, biological process: protein secretion; Golgi organization. The transcript has 10 exons.